AAUUACUACCUUAAAAAAAGAGAACAUGUUGUAGCUCUUGCCAGUGACACAGGGAGACUGAAAGAUCUGAUGAAUGAGAUCCAAGAGAAGAACUUCAAGAUCGAGUGUAUGAGUGAACAGCUGAGGGAAUAUGAGGAGAGAAUCUUCACAAAGGUAGGCUAGGAUCAGUGUGUUCUUCACUUUGCCGACUUACUGUAGUGAUGCAAAUCACAUAUUGUAUUUUACCUUAUAAUAUAACCUAAUAAUAUUUUAAAUGAUGAACAUUCAAAGCUGAAGAAUAUUCAAGAAUUGUUAAAGUUUCCCCUAGAGCUGCCAGUGGUGAACAAUAAGAUUGUAGUUACACAUGGUUAGAUUAAAAUGCCUUCCAGAGAGGUGCGGUGAUAUGGACACCUCUUGUUUUACCAAAAGCUAUUAAUUUCUUAUCACUAUUUCAUCACUCAUACCUUUUAUGUGGUGAGUGACACCCCCAAGAAAUCAACGUUAAUGAGAUAUUUAGUGUUAAAAGGUGAGGUGCAGUCCCAUAAUUGCCUUGUUUUAAUGAUCCCAGGCAGCCCCUCAUUCUAUCUCGCUAAAUCCUCUCUCGUCCCUCAGUGUUUGAGUUUUGUCCAACCUAAGUGGGGCUCUACUGUAGGCAGAUGGCGGGGAGAGCAGUCACACAAAACCAUCCUCUCAAAGUGAAACGGAUGACUGCAGCUCUGGAGAAUCGCUCCUUUGUUCUUUGUGCUAAUGAGAGUGGUCACGGCCAUGGGAGAACCGCAUGGCUAAUCAUCCGUAGUUACCACUCUACGGCAGAUGGUGGAGCCAGAGGUAAAGGAAGUAGCAUUUCUUCUUCAAUCCCAGUGGAAACAGUCCCAGUCAGACAGGCAGUGUUUUGGGUUUUAGAUACAGUUGUUUAGAGAGAAACAGAGACAGAGGGAGCCUCCAUAAAACAGGAAAAACGUGUGUCUAUGGCUGUCACUCAUAGUUAGUAGACGUGGUCUUGGAUGGGGGAGGGAGAAGAAGGGAUGGAUGGUGUUCGGUGGUGCAUGGAGAGGUGAUCAUCUGUUGAUGCCGGUCGGGUCGGGGCUGUGCCAGGGUAGAUGGAACAGUGCCCAUAGUGAUUACAGAGAGGACCAACUGGGUAAUCCUCUGUGGCAUGACAUGUAGCCUAGCCUAACGCGGCAUCAAAACUGCUGUAUCACACGCAACGCAAGCAUUCCUAACCUUAUAAUCCCUCUAAAUUGUUUAUUCAUUAUUUGAACUCUGAUACAGCAGAAUUGGCUAGUCCGUCGAAUGCAUGCAGUUAUGAAGCAUGACUUUAACUAUUUGUGUUCCGUUUUGCAUUCUAAUGUGUCUUUUGGCAACCUGAAUGUAUUGGGUGGCUCUCUGUUACAAAAAUCUAUUGAGUUCGCACAGUUUUGGACUCAUUCCAAAUGAAACAAAAAGGCAUUCAUAUUAUUUUAAAAAGUGAGAUUUCUUUACUCAAAUAUGACCGGUCUUCACAAAAGUACUGUCUUCUUUCAUUCUAAAAGAAGAGGAGGAAACAAAACAAGGGAAAAGGAGGGGGGACCUUGAAGCUUUGAAAGCCUUUGAACGCCUGCACACUGCACAGUCCUAAGUGUGACAGGCAUGCAAAAGCCCUGUUAAUGUCCAGGGCAUGAAUGGUGACUCCAGCACAAAGUGGAGGGCCAACUGCGUUGAUAUCACAGGAACCUGAUGGGCUCCAUGCGGCUCCCAGUCUGAAAACUUCACUGCUCUGACAUGUGAUGUGAUCCUGGUGACACUGGCAGCGCUGCCACUGAGGGAAGGCACAAAGGCAACAAGCCCCCCCCUGGAAGCUGUGCACUCUGCAAACCCCCUGGUGUUGCCCAGGCAUACUACCCCCAGUCUCCCCCCUUCAGCCCUGCCUAGUUACAGGCAGCGGUUGUUAGAGACCAGGGCAAAGACCGUGGGUGGAAAGGCCCAGCUGCCUCUUUGGACUUCCAGAAUAAAUUGACCUGAAUGACAGGGGCACACAAACAGUAUGAUAUGUAUUAUCCCUGUCAAUAAAAAUGUCCCCAUUAAUUAUGGUCUUUGUAUAUAAUGUACUGCCUUCUUUCUUCCGGGCAAAGAGGAGAGAGAAAAAACCUAAUGGCCAGAGUUUUUUUAGUGUGUGUGUCUCGGCUUUUUAUUAUUCAGGGGGAAAUCGUAGGAGGCAGAAAGUUGUACAAUUGCUUUGUCUCUGAAUAGGACUCAUAUUUGCCACGCAGCUUGAGCUGUGUGCCUUUUGUUUUGCGGAUUAAAGAAAAAAAGUAAAAAAAGAGUUGUCAUUUUUUUCUUCAGAUCAGCUCUGAGGGUGUGGAGGACCUAGAGAAAGAAUGGCUGAAACAAGUGUGUGAAAAGCUAAAAGAUUACAUUGACUCCAUGCAAAUUGUCAUGGAACAGGUCUGCAAUUCUUUGGAGGCUAAAGAGCAGCGGUUGGAAGAUCAAGGUAUUGUGUGGAUGUGUUUCUUUUUGGCAACAAAUCCUAUUCCCUGCAGUUUUUUAAGCACUGCUUAUUACAAUUUUAUAGGAUUUAGGAUGUUAAGUCAUACACUAUGGACCAUAAAAUCCAUAUUGAUGUAAUUCUGUGACUUUAGAUCUUUGUUGAACUGUCUAGUGUAAUUGAUAAAUCUUUACUUUUAAACCCCAUGUGCAAUACUUCAUACAUCAAUUUGCCAUUUCAACUAGGUUAAUCAUGUGCCCCCUGGAGAAGAUAUUGUCUGGAAACAUGAGCUAAUGACUCACGGUUAGGCAGCCAUUGGUCAGAUUGUAAUGUUUGACAACACUUGUCAGAAUGGCCAUCCAGUCCACAGUGUGGGAGUCCUUCAAGAGAAAGUAAACAGUGCACAGGUGUAUUUUCAAGGAUCAGGGCUUUAUCUAUCUAAAUGUUUGAUGUUCAUUCAUUGCUUAUGUAACUUAGGUAACCAUCUGAAUAUGUCCCCCUGGUUGUAUAGACACAAUUGGAGCACAAACAUAUCUCACCUGAUAAAUUGUGAUAGCGCCAAUGCCUCAGUUGACUCUUACAUGUUAUAAUUCAUAUCGGAUGGGGUUUUGAAGAGAGGGCAUACCUCAUUAAUAUGACCUUAACCAUAUUCUUUAAAUGUGGUGUGUGGUGUUUGCCCAAAGAGCAUCUCCUCUUUUAUAUGUCCUUCAUUCAAAUACAAUAAAGAACCACCUGCUAAAGGGUUUUUGUAUUGGCCCUUGAACUUAGUGGUUUUAGGUCAGACCAGAGGAACAGUGGGUGGCAGGCCAAGCUCAUCAAGGGCGGAAUUCCAGGUCAGAACCCUGUCAGGAACCAGGCCACACUGGGUUCAAGUGGACUUUCUCAGGCCACCACCAUAACACAAUGGGACGUGGAUGGUCAUGUUCAGGGGCGCAACUUUCACUGGGGACGGGGGAGACAUGUCCCCCCCACAUUCUGAAAUUUCAUUUUUGUCCCCCCCCAGUUUUAUCAUUGGAAUGUGAUACAAAACAAGGCAAUGGUGUGCUUUAGGACCAUGGGGACGCCUCCGAGCAGUCGGAUAGGCUGUUUGGAGUGUUUAUCCGUCAGGAUAAAAAAAAAAAUAUAAUAAUAUGAUGUUUCCCCCCACUUCUAAAACCAAAGUUGUGCCCUUGGUCAUGUUAUACUACCGUCUCAAAUUCCAACAACCGCGUCUCUUAGGCCUACUUUCCCCCUCCACCCUACUCCUCUGAUAGCCCAAAACCAGAUGAAAGUGGAAGUGUUUCCUGUCUCUUGCUAUCUAUCUAAACUAACCAAAGUGCUCUUUCUACUUGUUUCAGCCCAUAAUCUAACUGAUGUGAAAGCAAAGUUAGAAGAUGAGAAAAAAGCCCUGUAAAAGGUAAAUGCAACAAUAGUUGUUUUGCAAAUAAAGCAAAUGUAAAUGUAAGGCAAAACAAGUAAAGUGAUCACCAUACACUGUUUUGUAUAGAGGAGUGAUUUUGGAUAAAUACUUAUGGUGUAGUACUCAACAUUGAGAAGGACACCACAAGAAAGAAGGUAAGCAUCCUUUCUUUUGUCACCAGUCUUUACAACCUCCAAGUGCAUCCAUGUUGAAUUCGGCAGGUGAGAAAACUAUCUUUACAAAACAUGUCUCAAAGCUCUCCACCCUCCACCCAACCCAUGCUGAACUGCUGUUCUUUUCACAUUACACAGCCUUUGAGGCAGGUCUUCCUGGUAGUGUUUGCAGUCCACUAAUAUAGAGUGGGGGGAAAGUUCUGUUAGCAUAUGCCAGGUCAAUAUAAGACAAGAGCCUUGUUUUCUGAUAGAUUUCAGUGCAGGUGACUGUUUGUUAGUUUUGUCAUCAAAAUGAAGGAUGCCAACAGAUUGCUGCAUCUCUCUUACUGUAAAGCAACUGGUAAGUGGAGGCAGACGAUCUAAAUGAUUUUAUGACGUACUAUUAAGCUUUCACUGAGAAAACGAAGGUUAAUAAUUGACACGGUAGCGGGGUUCCAUUGGCAAAACAUUUGGCAAAUGGGCCUUGAGGGCCGUGCUUUAAUGUGUUGGGUUAGGAUUAUUUAUCAUGCUUUAUUGAUACUUUAAAGAUAGAUUAUCUCUUUAAUAGCCGUAUGUGAUUGGAAGAAUGGAAUUCUGUCAGAUCAUUUUACUGAAUUGUGCUAGAAAUUCUACAAAUUGUGCCUAUCAACUAUUUUGGAAAGCUAAUCCCUACAGUAUAUAUUUAUUGGUUAUUGAUGGGGCCUACCAGGUGUCCUAUUGAUUUAACCAAUGUUAAAAACAUUUUUUUUUUUACAAAACAACUACUCCCUUGUAUUUUUCAUUUACGAAAGGUAGCAAUCAUCGCCCAAAGAAAUGUGUGACAUGGAUUGUUGGUAAAGCAAAUAUACCAGUCAUAAUUGUUUUGACAGCCCCCCUUCUCUUUUCACACUAAAUACUAACCGGCAGCGGUAAAAUCAGAAAGGUGACACUUCCUGUGUUACUCAAGCACUCACUCUGGCCACUUCUAACACACUAGCUUGAAUGUACUGCCCUGACCCUGUAUGGUUGCUAGGAUACAUAAUGCUGGCAUCAUUUUAAUCUAAUUAAACUUUUGGAGUAAGUUUCACCUCAUUGCAUUCCACAUUUUGAUCAAUUGAUCAAUACAUACAUUAAAUUGUAUUAGGCAUACAUUGUUAGUUUAUUUGUCACAGAAUACUUAGAAUUUACUGCAGGCCUACUCCUCCCUCCAAUCAUAGUUUUCUUUGGAAAUGCAAAACAAUUGUCUACCUGAAGGAUGCGUUCAUUAUUAGUAUCCAACAAUAGCUUAGGUCAUUUUGGGCGAUUUAGGUGCAACGGUCAAAAUAAGAGUGAACAUCAUAGAAAGCACUCAACACAUCAGUUAAAAGGAAUCUGAACAUGAUACUGAGCAUCAUCAUAAUCAAAACAACACUAAUUGGCAAUCUUGGUGAGAGAAUGAUCACCAAUAGAAAUACAACAACAAAAACAUAUUGGUUAGAGAUCAAAAGUGUGGCUCGUUGAUAGACCCCACUCUCGUCACUUCAAUAAACACAAAACAGCCAGGGAUGAGUAGAGGUUAAUGGUGUGUGGAGCAGAUGGUGUGACAGAAUCAUCCCCAGAAUUACCCCCACCUUAGAAGGUGUCUAAACAGCUUCUAAAGAGCAGCUUUAGUUAAAGACUACUAAUAAACACGUCCUUAAUGUCAUUUCAAUCAUCAGUCAAAAGGAUUAUCCAUAUUUAGUGUAUCAAUUCAGAUCUCUCUAUUUUCAAAUGUCUUUGUUGCCUGGCCUUUAGUACCCAUCCUGUGGCUGACAAACUCAAUAUUAAGGUCAACUAUAAUAUUUAUGCAUAAAACAUUUUUCAUGUUAUUUUGGUGACUUUAAUCAAUGAAGCAGAAAAUGUGCUUCCAUAGCUGUAGGGCCCCGAGGGAGAGACUUCCAAUGGGAGGCCAAAGCCUAGCCACUGAAAGCCCAGCUGGGUGUAAGCUUAGCUACCCAUCUCAAAUGAUUCACUCCCUCAUCCCUGAAUGUCACAAUCACAUAGAACACCAACAGUAUGUUGGCUUGCAUCAAGGAUGAAUUAUGCAUCUGUACUUGUAAGAACAGAAAUGUAUAUGGAGCUGUAGGGUGAAAACUGUAUAGCCUCAAAACAUGGUUAAAACUAGGGUUGGGCAGUAUCCAGAUUUUCAUACCUUCCUAUCCUUCUUAUACCUUACUGGGGUAUACGGUAUUACCGGCAGUGCACACAAGGGGCGCUAUUUCUUUCCAAAUGUAAUAUCACCCCUUGUGUGCAAUGCCGGUAGUAUAGGAACAGUAUGAAGGUAUGAAAAUCUGGAUACCGCCCAACCCUAGUUUUAACAAUGUUUUGAGGCUAUACAGUUUUUGGUUACAAUUACAUCGUUUACAAAUGAGUAAAAUAUGCUUAUAUUUUGGGUUCUGAUGAGGUAGGAUAGUUGAACUAAGCUCAUGUGGCAUUUCUAAGUUAUAUUCUUUAAGAAUCAAUGGGCAUAUAUAAUACAUUUAAAAUGUCAAAAAAUGGAUGUAGCAAUCGCAGAUUGAGAAGUGAGUUAUAGACGGGUUGGUUGUUUAGCAACAAAAGCGACGCGUGCACAACUAUGGGGCAAGACAGAUGGGGUUGGCUUAGAUUGUUGGCAACAUGUAAACUAUAUUUAUUCUCCAAAUGUUUCUUUAAAAAAUUUAUAAAUUUGCACAAUGAGCACUUGUUGUCUCACAAAGACAUUGUUACAGUUACAGUGAAUUUGAGCCAUAUUAGCAUAGACAUUAGUCAAAACAAGACAUGGUAUCAAGAACAAGAUAAAACUAGUUGAAACAAGCCACCUACGAUUCCCCACAUGGCAGCUUCUUGUCAUUGUUGCUAGCUGUCUGAAUGUUCAGAAUCAUAACAAAGCACGGCUUCCGGCCACAUCGAUGCGCUCGCAUCAGUUUCGUGACGUUGUCAGCCUAUAAGGAGGGGAUUAUCAAAUCAAAUCAAACCUGAGUUUAGUUUAACUCUGUGAUUCAUGGGAUGCAAGUGAAGCAGUCAAGAGCUACAUUCUUUGGAACUCGCAUUGAAUAAUAUGCCUUCCCGACCAGUCUAUUGCUCACGCAAAAAUUAUGCCCACAGUAUAUGUAAGGGCAAAGAACAUGGGAAUUUAGAUAUUAGCUAUCACACAUAAACUUUUACUCCCAUGGGAGGAAGUCUUGUCCAUGUCCCAUAACUUUUUCACUGUGAGAUACUGUGGGACGCUGCACCAAUUCUAGGCCGGGUGAGGUCAGUCAUGAAAGCAGGGUGAAGUUAGGUCCAUCAUACAGGCAGGUGCAGUCUGGAAUCUAGCUAACCCUGUGGGUCUUGUCUUCCUCUACCCAAAUUAUUAUUGUGGUGGAUCUUUGCGUCCACCCACAGUGUCUUUAGAGGGCUCUUCCGUCAAUGCAACUGAAGAAACAUAUAUCCUGGGUGUUGAUUUUACACAAUAGCAUUUAGCAAACACCUCUCAAGGAAUCAAGGCCUUCAGUGUCCUUUUGAACUAAAUUGAAUCCUUUUCUUUCAGUUGCAUUUUAAAAAGCACUUUCGUAAAAUGCUUUAUCGCUUAAAUCAUUAUCCACAAAGGUACUUCAUGAACAAGCCUCAGUGACAUCAUUAUACUCUCGUAUUCUCUUUAGAUGAUAAUAAUGUGUUCCUAAUGGAUGUUAUUCAAUUAACUUCUCAAUUAGACUAGAUCUAUAAACCAUUUGCUACUGUUUUGUCAGCCAGAGCUGGAAAAAGAAAUACAAAGCAUUGAAGACUUCUGCAAGAGUGAGGUAACUGAUAUGACGUGGUAGCAUUUCGCUACACCCGCAAUAACAUCUGCUAAACAUGUGUAUGCGACCAAUCAAAUUUGAUUUGAUUUGAAUUUGAUUUGCACACGUUUUGCGUGUCGUGGAGGCCACCAUUAUAUUUCCAAUACUCUACAGAUAAAUACGUGCCACGGUCAAGUGCUGCUGUCUGUGUCAGGAUUUUUAAAAGUCUGGGUCUCUCCAGUGAAGGACAGUUAUUGCAGACAUUAGGAUCUUAAAGCAAACAGAGGGGAUAAUGUGUUGGGAUAGUGCGUUGUCUAUGUCCUAUUGAUAUUAGCCAAGUUGGGUUAAAAUACAACCUGUUCUACAUAAGUCAACAGUGAAGUGCUGAAUAUUGCAACUUUAAAGUCCUGCCGCCUCAUUAUAGCAUAACACCAUAUUGCUUCUACCCUCACAUUACCCAGCUGGAUUUAUUGAAGCACAAAAUAUAUACUUUGUUAUAAUUACCCCAGCAUCUUUUUUAUUAUACACAUUUUAUGAUUGUUUUAACACCUAGCCUUGAUAACCCCCCACAUAUCACCUCACCACCACCACUAUAUUGACUCUAUACAGUUUACUCUAUCAACAAUAAAGCUGCAGCACUUCAGCUACAUAUCGCUCUCACUCUUGCUUAUUCAUCCCUUGGUCCGGGGGGAGGAUGGGGGGUUGGGGGUGAUACUGUCAACACACUGACCACAUAGAGACUGACAGCUCCUGUGCUGAGAGAGAGAGACAGACGGGGGGGGGGGGGGGGUAGAAAGAGGGGAGAGACAGACAGAGACAGAGAGAGAGCGGAAUGCAGUGUGCAGCUGACACAACACGCUGAUGGCUGGAGUGGAUGGGCUAGCCUGAUUAAUAGGCCUCCACAAUGAGGGGAGUUGAAAGUCCACUUCAUAAAGAAUGACUUAACAAUACAGGGAGCAUAGUGCCUGACCAUUAUGGAUCUGUGGAGUUUUUGAAUGGACAAUGUGUACUGUCUCAUCCUACUCAGGGUCAUGGUCUUAUUUAGCACGUGCCCCUUGUACAGCAAGUCUCUAACCCAACCAGUUGACACGUUUGCUUUGGUUCCUGUUAUUUGUCAGUGCAAUGGGCUGAGUUGUCUAUUGUUUCGGUAUCUAUGUGAGGCAACAAAAGUCUUCCUACAUACAAGAUGAUUUUGCUGGGAGUUUUUCUCAGUACCUAAAUUGUUAUGAAAGAGAAAAAAAACAAUGACGAUCAAACUGGAAAAUUGUAUGGAUUUAUAGGGUAACAUAUGCUUGUUUUACGGCCUGCUGCUUUAUCCAAGCUGAUGAGGCUGGCUGUAGGCCACAUCCUAUUGUUGCGGAUUAACACCUUUUCUCCCUUUCUAAAGACAAUGAGCCUUCCUUUCUUUUUCUCUCAAACUGAGAAGAAACAAAACCCCAUCCUGACAUCCUUGUCUUAACUAGACGAACAACACAGGUACUGUAUAAUAUACCCACCACUCACCAUGGCAAGUCUGUCCCUAUUCAUUCAUUUCCACAUAGGAACCAACUGGCUCUCCGUCUCAAGCCUUUACAUUGAGACCUGAGUUACUCCCUCAGAUUAUGGGAACAUACAAUAUGUAACAUUUCCUGCUGUUUAAUGGGCAUUUCAAUUAAUGAUAGGGUAUCCAUUGAUUAUUGACGAAUAUAACUAAGAAUAAAUCAAGGAUUUUAUGAGCAUACAUUUUCCCAGCCCCACCUCUCAGCUUACCAAACAAACAAAGUGGGAGGGUUAGGCUAUUGAUAUUACAGAUGCCUUUAAGCAAUUUUCAUACAACAGACAGACAGAUCUGUCUUGAGAGUCAGAAUUCAUAAUUUGAGGUCUCUCUCUUUAUGGAGGUCCUCUUAAGAAAAGCGGAUGUCCAGCGGUGACCUGAGUUGACCUGACCUUCACACGCCCCGGACCAUAUGCACUAAAUCAGCUAACAUGGCCAUUCACAAUGAUGGCUUAGGUUCUGAUUAUAAUGGCCACUAGUUUGUUUAAAAGCAACCAUUGUUAGACCUGAGUUAGUGGGAUGGCACAAAACACAAGACCCCCUAUUUAAAUUGAGUUUGAAAAUUGAUAAAACACCACUGAUGUUCACUUGCUAACAAUGCGAGUUCUCAGAACUUUUUCUAUAACCAUGUUUUUAUUUCAGAAAUUGAGUGCAGAGAAGGAGAAACAAAAAGGAUAA
Coregonus sp. 'balchen' is the source of this 9940-nucleotide messenger RNA. The record is from the annotation of a GenBank genome assembly. NCBI's taxonomy places the organism in Eukaryota, Metazoa, Chordata, Actinopteri, Salmoniformes, Salmonidae.